ACUCCAAAAAUUCAAUCUCAUUGCUCCAACCCAGUCCAACUUAAAAUAAUAAAAAAAUCCCCAAACUACCCUUCCCUACUCCAUUAUUGUCCAAAUAAACAAAACUCGCACUACUUUAGUUUUUUUAAAACAGAGCCAGUUGUUGGUCUCCCACCUCCAAUGGCUUCCAUGGCUACGCUCUUCACCAAAACCCCGUAUCCUCCUCUCUCCCACCACAAAAUACCGAAUACCCAUUUCGCCCCUACCCUCAAGGUCUCUGUAUCUCUUUCCUCUGGCAGAAAAGCCCACCGGAGGCUCCGGGUUUCGUCCGGGUUGAUCGAACCGGACGGUGGGAAGCUCGUGGAGCUUCUGGUGGAUGAGCCUCUGAGAGAUGUGAAGAAGAGGGAGGCCUUGUCUCUGCCUAGAGUCGGGCUCUCCAGGAUUGAUCUCCAAUGGGUCCACGUGCUGAGCGAAGGCUGGGCUAGCCCGCUCCGUGGAUUCAUGAGAGAGAAUGAGUUCCUCCAAACGCUUCAUUUUAACGCGCUCCGGCUCGAGGACGAGUCGGUCGUGAACAUGUCCGUGCCGAUUGUUUUGGCAAUCGACGACUCGCAGAAGCACCGGAUCGGCGGGUCCACAAAGGUCGCUCUUUUCGACUCGGACAACAACCCGGUCGCUAUUCUCAAAAAUAUUGAGAUCUACAAGCACCCUAAAGAAGAACGAAUUGCGAGAACUUGGGGAACUACUGCCCCUCGCCUACCUUACGUUGAUGAAGCUAUAACCCAUGCUGGGAACUGGCUGAUCGGAGGUGACUUAGAGGUUAUAGAACCAAUCAAGUACCGUGACGGCCUUGAUCGUUUCCGAUUGUCUCCUGCAGAACUCCGUGAGGAGUUCACAAAGCGGAAUGCAGAUGCAGUGUUUGCUUUCCAGCUUCGAAAUCCUGUGCACAAUGGCCAUGCUUUGCUGAUGACUGAUACCCGUCGUCGACUUCUUGAGAUGGGCUACAAGAACCCUAUCCUCUUGCUUCAUCCAUUGGGAGGCUAUACAAAAGCAGAUGAUGUUCCACUUAAUUGGCGAAUGAAGCAGCAUGAGAAGGUGCUUGAGGAUGGUGUCCUUGAUCCAGAGACGACUGUGGUUUCUAUAUUCCCGUCUCCUAUGCAUUAUGCUGGCCCAACUGAGGUUCAGUGGCAUGCAAAGGCUAGGAUUAAUGCAGGGGCUAACUUUUACAUUGUUGGUCGGGACCCAGCUGGCAUGAGCCAUCCUGUUGAGAAAAGAGAUCUAUAUGAUGCUGACCAUGGUAAACAAGUACUGAGCAUGGCGCCUGGAUUGGAACGGCUAAACAUUCUCCCUUUCAAGGUUGCUGCGUAUGAUAAAACUCAGGGUAAAAUGGCAUUUUUUGACCCCUCGAGACCUCAGGAUUUCCUUUUCAUAUCGGGUACCAAGAUGCGGAUGCUUGCAAAGAACAAAGAGGACCCUCCUGAUGGAUUCAUGUGCCGCGGCGGUUGGGAAGUGCUGGUUGAAUACUACGACAGUUUGGUUACCACAAGCGGCAAAGUCCCCGAAGCUGUUCCAGCUUAGAUGGAUUUGUUGUAUCAAAAUGUAUGGCUUUCUGAUUGGGAGAAACAGUAAAAACCUAUUUACUCUCCUUUGUGUGCUACUGACAACCGUCGAAACUCUGUUCAGAUCUCUAAUAAAACCCAUGUGAGGCACUGAUACAGAGACACGAAACUUGCCUCCAUCUGUAAUUACAGCUCCCGUCUUUGCAUGUUGCACUGCUGCAUUUGUGCAUGCGGGCGCGUUGUAUUAUAUAUUGAUUGUGCUUUGAAACAA
Molecule: messenger RNA, 1806 nt
Organism: Alnus glutinosa
Lineage: Eukaryota; Viridiplantae; Streptophyta; Magnoliopsida; Fagales; Betulaceae
Product: ATP sulfurylase 1, chloroplastic
Exons: 5
Coding region: 160-1554 (464 amino acids)
Biological process (GO): sulfate assimilation
Molecular function (GO): adenylylsulfate kinase activity; sulfate adenylyltransferase (ATP) activity
Source: RefSeq, a predicted model, not a curated record